Molecule: messenger RNA, 5514 nt
Organism: Ctenocephalides felis (cat flea)
Lineage: Eukaryota; Metazoa; Arthropoda; Insecta; Siphonaptera; Pulicidae
Product: breast cancer type 2 susceptibility protein homolog
Exons: 10
Coding region: 1-5514 (1837 amino acids)
Biological process (GO): double-strand break repair via homologous recombination; regulation of DNA-templated transcription
Cellular component (GO): nucleus
Source: RefSeq, a predicted model, not a curated record
AUGAAUAACAAUAUAACACCUACCAAAAAUGAUUAUUAUAACGUACCUUCGAGUCCAGUUUUCAAUCGUGUGAAAGUUAAAAAGAUGAUAAAUGAAUCACCAUCCUUAUUUAAUAAGAAACAAAAAGUUGUUGAAGAUUUAGCUAGCAACAAAAUUCAGUCCGAAAUAAGCACUCAUGAGAAAAAUGCAACAAAUAUUUCAAAUGAAAUAUCUUGUGAUAAAUUGGAACAAACACAUGAUAAUAAACAAAAGAAAUAUAUGCUUUAUUCAGAGAAAUCUAAAAAGAAUAAUAGUCGAGAUAAGAUCAGUAUUAAGAAAAACAUUUUAUCAUAUGCAAAAUGCUUAGAGAGUUUAAAUAAGACUGAAAGACAAUCAAGAAUGAAAGCCAAACAAUUACUAUCUCAAGGACUUCAAACAUUUUCUGCUAUUGAAAAUAUUGAACAAACAUCUCAAAGUAAAGAAUUAACCUUAAGUAGUUCUUUAACGGAUAGUGAGCUUAUAACAGCAAAUGAUCUAUUGCAAGAUUUUGAAACAAAAGCUAUAGAUUUCAGCCAAUGGACAGGUAAUACAGAAUUUAUGCAUACAUCGCCAAAAUCAUGUAUUUUUCAAGAACAAACUAACAAUGAAAAAAACAAUAUUUCAAAAAAGAACUGUGCUGAAUUAAAUUUAGGUAUUUUAGAAAAUGAAGCAGACUUGGCCGACUUUAAUGGUUUUGAAUUACAGGAAAAAUUAAGUGAUUUUGCACUUAAAAAACAUAUAUUUACUUUAUUACCAUACACGAAAACUAGAAACUGUUUUAGUGAAAAUUCAGGCAUCAAAAACAAAAGCACCUUAUUAAUAAAUCCCAGUAAAAAUGAACAAAUAAACCAGCUCAAACCUGAUGAAUGCAUAGAUAAAUUUACAGGUUUAGAUAAAAUUGAAAAUGAUACUGCAAAUUUAUUGAGUCUCAAGAUUUUUAAUAACACUUGCUUGAAACAAAAGAUUUCAAAAGAAAGUGAUCAGAUAACAAAUUCAGCCAGUUUGGAAAAUCAUAAAUCUAGUGAACAUGGAAAUAUUACAGAAUCUGAUGCAGAUAAUAUUUCUGUAAAUUCUAAUAAACUGUUUGAAUUUAAGGAAUCCCUGGCUGAUGGAAGUGAUAUUGGCCUUGGAAUUAAUAACUCUGGAUUUGUUGGUUUUCAAUCAGCUAGUGGCAAACACAUAAAAAUCUCAAAGAAAGCUUUAACAAAAUCCAAAAAAUUAUUUGAGGAUAAUGAUUCCUCAGACAACAUAAUUCCUAUUAGUAGUGAACAAGUAUGCCUAAGCAAUGAACAAAGGAAGAAAAAAUACAUCCCAGAGAAUAAUGAAAUACCAGCUAAUUCAAAUGAAUUUAGAAUCCAAUCAGUAAAUAUGAUGGCAAAAUUGCAACAUAUUUUAGAAAAAUCUAAAGACAACGAAUUUUUAGAUAAGGAUGAAAAUUAUACUAAAAACCAAAAUUGUCCUUUCAUAGGUUUUCGAUCUGGUAGUGGUAAAACAAUUCCCAUUUCUCAAAAUGCUCUAGAAAAAUCCAGAAAACUUUUUGAGGACGAUGAAAUUUCAGCUAAAGAUGAAAACUCUACCAAAGAAAGAGACAAAAUUUGUCCUUUUGUUGGUUUUCACACAGGUAGUGGUAAACAGAUUCCGAUUUCACAAAAUGCUUUAACAAAAUGUAGAAAACUCUUUGAAGACAAUGAAGUUGCUGAUAAAGAAUAUGAAAACUGUACUAAAGAAGCAAAUAGGGACAAAAUUAGUUCUUUUGUUGGUUUCCAGUCUGGUAGCGGUAAACAGAUUCCCAUUUCACAAAAUGCUUUAGCAAAAUCUAGAAAACUCUUUGAGGACAGUGAAAUUUCUGAUAAAGAAUAUGAAAAUUUUACCAAAGAAGCAAAUGGGGAAAAUUACAAUGAUUUAUCGGAUAAAGGUGAAAAUUAUACUAAAGAAGUAAAUAAGGACAAAGUUUCUCAUUUUGUUGGUUUUGAAUCUGGUAGAGGUAAACAGAUUCCAAUUUCACAAAGUGCUUUAGAGAAAUCCAAAACACUUUUUCAAGACAAUGAAAUUUCAGAUGAAGAAUAUGCAAAUUGCACUAAAGAAGACAAAGAAUUUUCAGACAAAGAUAAAAAUUGUACUAAAGGAGAAGAUAGAGCCAAAAAUUGUCCCUUUAUAGGUUUCCAAUCUGCUAGUGGUAAAAAGAUUCAGAUUUCACAAAAUGCUUUAGAGAAAUCCAGAAAACUUUUUCUUGAUGAUGAAUUAUCAGAUGAAGGUGAAAAUUGUUUCCAGUCUAGUGAUGAAGCAAAUUGGAACAAAAUUAGUCCUUAUGUUGGUUUCCAGUCUGGUAGUGGUAAAAAGAUUCCAAUUUCACAAAAUGCUUUAGAAAAAUCCAGAAAACUCUUUCAAGACAAUGAAAUUUCUGAUAAUGAAUAUGAAAAUUGUACUAAAGGACCAAAUAGGGACAACAAUUGUCCUUUAUAUUUUCAGUCUGGUAGUGGUAAAAAGAUUCAGAUUUCACAAAAUGCUUUAGAAAAAUCCAGAAAACUCUUUCAAGACGAUGAUUUAUUAGAUAAAUGUGAAAAUUAUACUAAAGAAGUAAAUAAGGACAAAAUUGUUACUUGUUGGUUUUCAAGUGGUAAACAGAUACCAAUUUCACAAAGUGCUUUAGAGAAAUCCGAAAGACUUUUUCAAGACAAUGAAAUUUCAGAUAAAGAAUAUGAAACAUGUACUAAAGAAGUAGAUGGAGUCAAAAUUAAUACCUUCAUGGGUUUUCAAUCUGGUAGUGGUAAACAGAUUUCGAUUUCACAAAGUGCUUUAGAAAAAUCUAGAAAACUUUUUCAAGAUGAUGAAUUUUCAGAUAAAGGUGAAAGUUGUACUAAAGAAGUAGAUAGGCGCAAAAUUAGUACUUUCAUGGGUUUCCAGUCUGGUAGCGGUAAAAAGAUUCAGAUUUCACAAAAUGCUUUAGAGAAAUCGAGAAAACUCUUUCAAGACAAUGAAUUAUCAGAUAAAUGUGAAAAUUAUACUAAAGAAGUAAAUAGGGACAAAAUUUAUCCUUUUGUUGGUUUUCAAUCUGGUAGCGGUAAACAAAUACCAAUUUCACAAAGUGCUUUAGAAAAAUCUAAAAGACUUCUUCAAGACAAUGAAAUUUCAGAUAAAGAAUAUGAAAAUUGUAUUAAAAAAGUAGAUAGAGACAAAAUUAGUACUUUCAUGGGUUUUCAAUCUGGUAGUGGUAAAACUAUUCCAAUUUCACAAAGUGCUUUAGAAAAAUCCAAAAAACUUUUCGAGGACAAUGAAAUUUUAGAUAAAGAUUUAGAAAACUCUACUAAAGAAGUAGAUAGAGGCAAAAAUAGUUCUAUUAAAGGAUUUCAAUCUGGUAGUGGUAAACAGAUUCCGAUUUCACAAAGUGCUUUAGAAAAAUCUAGAAAACUUUUUCAAGAUGAUGAAUUUUCAGAUAAAGGUGAAAGUUGUACUAAAGAAGUAUCUAUAGAUAGAGAAAAAAUUUGUUCUUUUAAAGGUUUUCAGUCUGGUAGUGGUAAACAGAUACCAAUUUCAGAAAUUGCUUUAGAGAAAUCCAGAAAACUCUUUCAAGACGAUGAAAUUUCAGAUGAAGGUGAAAAUUAUACUAAAGAAUUAAAUAGGGACAAAAUAGGUAUUUUUGAUGGAUUUCAAUCUGGUAAUGAUGAUUCACAAAAAUAUUUAGAGAAAACCAGUAUACUAUUAGAUGGUUUUGAAAUUUCAGCUAAAGAUUCUAAAAGAUACCCUGAAGAUGCUGAUGUAAAUUUAAAUCGUGGGCUGAAAACAAAUAGGAAAUUAUUUGAAACUGAUAUAUCAUCUUCAAAAAAAUGUAAAAAUAGUUCAGUUGAAUCUUCAGAGAAAUUUCAUAAUUGUCGCAAUUCCAAACGCAAAUUUUCAAGAAUCGAUGAUGAUAAAGUAUUGGAGUCGAAUGAAUAUAAGGAAUCUAACAUACAGACUAUUUUAUUAGAAAAAAAUAAAGCAAGAGAUAUUACUGAUAAGGAACAUAUUGAAUCAAAAGUGAUUUGGAAAUUUAAUAAUAUAAGUUCAUCUAGCAAUAAUGAGUUUCAUGAUGGAAAAAUUCAACAGGAUACGGAUUUAUAUGAUAAACAACCUUUAUCACCUAUUUUAAUGAAAAAACCUAUUUCUGUAAAUAAAGCUCCAAAAUCAGAUGGUAAAUUUUUUGAUAAAAUAAUAAAAAAAACAAAUAAUGAUAUUAGCACUUAUAAUAUAGAUAAUGUUAGUAUAUCCCAGGAAAUUAAAGAGAGUACAUCUGCUUUAAUGGCAGACGAAAUGUCUUUUAUAGAUGAUUCAAUUUUCAAAGGCUCAAUAGUAACAAGUCCUUCAAGUUUUCUGAAUGAUGUAUCAAAUACUCUACAACCUGUUCUAAUCAACGCUGAUGCAACACAGAAUGAGUUGCAAAUUCAGCAGUGUACUACUUUUAAUAAGAAUCUUGGAGCAAGAGAUUUAUUCAAAAAGAAACCAGAGGACAAAACGAAAGAACGAAAUUUGAAUAAUCAAAUAAAUAAAUCAACUGAAGCACUACAAUCAAAAUUCAAAAUACCUUUAAAGCCUGGAUUAAAUAAAGUUGUUGAUAAUUCGUUAAAACGAUGUGCAGUUGAUAUGGAUUUAGAUUAUUCUGUACCAUUUGCAAAGAAAAAUAAAGAAGUAGAAUUUGAAAAUAAUUCAAUUGACAUAGAAAUGAUUCUAUUUAAUACCCAAAUCAUAUCAAAAAUAGAUGAAAGGAUAGUUUCUGAAGAUGUUUGUACUAUGAGAAACAUGAGUUAUGAAAAACAAAAAAUGAGGAUCAAACAUAUUAAAAGGAGAAAAAUUGAUUGCAAACCUUUGAGAGGAUCUAGUUUAACAAAUAAAAUUGGAUCUACUGAUCGCGUAUCAUGGUUUAAGCACACUGAUGGUGCAGUACCACAAAGCUAUGAUCGUGAUACAUUAUUAUACAAAUUUCACUUGAAAAAAAAUAUUAUUGAUGUAUCUAUACAAAAUAUAGAUAAUUUUAUCUUCAGUGCUUGGGAUUAUUACAGUAAUGCUACUUGUAAAACUAAUACAUCUGGCAUAGAAUGCGGAGAUGGAGCAAUAUUAAUUCUUGAUGAAAACAGCAAUAUCACUCAAGAAAGAAUAGUGACAAGUUUUCUAACAAGUCCAGGAGUUGAUUCAAAUAUUAUUAACGACACUUGGGUCAAGAAUCAUAUCAAAUGGAUAAUUUUGAAACUUGCUUCCAUGGAAAGAAGUUUUCCUAAUUUAUUUGCGAAUAAAGCAUGCACUCCCCACAAUCUAAUGCUUCAGUUGAAGUACAGAUAUGAUAGAGAAGUAGAUGAAGCUGAAAAAUCUUGUCUUAAAAAGAUUCUCCAAACUGAUGACACACCAUCGAAACCAAUGGUAUUGUACUGUGCUGAUAUAUAUAAACUUGAUAAGUUUUCUGGAUUUUCUAAAGCAUUUUGUGAAAUUGGAAUCUUUUUACCACUACCAGACUGGAAACCAACAUAA